AUGUCUCGGGCGUCAGGCUUGGGCGACUUUGGUCGACUUCCAUAUGAUGUUCGAUGCUUAAUCUGGACUGAAGUCGCGGAAGAAACGAACCCUUCAACAGAUUUGGCUUUUCUAGCCUCUGACCCUUGUUUCUUACGAGCCAGCAUUCUCCGAGCAAGCAUCCUACGAGCCAGCAAGGACAUGUACGAGGAAAUAAACGGCUUUUUGUUCUUCGGGGGCACGUUGCAGAUCGAGAUGGGCCCGCAUGCUGAUACCCUCCUCCGCUUUUUGCGCUAUCACGCUCGUCAAGUUGACUCCAGUCCCUCUCUACUUGGUGAAGGCGGCGUUGAGACCUCCCUGUACAUGGACUCCUGCAGCCUCGAUCUGUUUCCCUGGCAUAUACUCGACGGAGUUGAAGUGAUACUUGAAUCGCCAUACACAAUGGGGGUUGAGGGUAUAUACUACAUGUGGAGAAACAUUGAGAUUGCGGUCAAGCUGCUUAGGAAGGCUUGUGUUAUACGCCGCCUCACCGUAUCUUUUCAUGAAGAAGACCUUGUCCAUCCGGGAAAUCCUGGUCUGCGUGACUUUGACUACGGGUUCUUUCUACGUCCCUUCGGCCAACUGCGACAAACGAUACCCCUCAUUGAGAUAAUGUCUAGUUCGAAUGCCUUCGUAUCUCAAUUAGAUUGGAGAUCCAUCGACUGUAUUCUUGGUACGAACUACGAGCCAGGGACGGACAACGAGCCGAUUGGCCAGCAGGAACUCCGAUGCAGAUUGGCGGAAGACUGGUACAACGUUUGCCUCAUGGCUUCAACUCCCGGUGCUCAGUGGGGGGUUUCACUUUCGACCCUUGAGCCUAUUCAUCAAGCGAUCCUUGCGGGAUGGUUGAGGGAGAUGCCAGGCGGCAAAAAUGAGUUCGAAGAACGAUUUGACUGGCUGUGGACCAACUGCCGAGACUUCUUACACAAGGUCAACCCUACAUUCUCCCUUAUCCUGAAAACAUAUCGGGCUCUCAAACAUAGGACAUGGGCAGCUGAUCCCAUGGAUGAUCGCUUCGCUCUCAAGAAAACGAUGACCGAGCUUGAUGGACUAGCUGAUUCCCUGGGCGCAGCCUAUAUUACCUGUUUUAAUGGCUCCCAAGGCGUUGCUCAACAGCCAUAUCAUUAG
This is a messenger RNA of Aspergillus mulundensis, 1146 nucleotides long. RefSeq lists its product as uncharacterized. NCBI's taxonomy places the organism in Eukaryota, Fungi, Ascomycota, Eurotiomycetes, Eurotiales, Aspergillaceae. The record is from RefSeq and is a predicted model, not a curated record. The transcript has a single exon. The coding region runs from base 1 to 1146 and encodes 381 amino acids.